CUAGAUGUCACUGAGAUGUCACAGUCGGUGAAGACCUACUUUGCUUCUUUCCGUGUGCUGAUUCACCAUGUCUGUCUUUAAAACUGCUGAAUAUGGGUCUUGGAAAUCGCCAGUUUCUAGUGCAAUUGUAUCAGAAGGGAGCAUAUCACUCGCAGAAGUGCACGUAGAUUCUGCAGGAAGUAACAGUGCAGUGUACUGGUCUGAGCUGAGACCCAAGGAAGGGGGCCGAUAUGUUGUGUGCUCUGCUUCUGUUGGAGGUGAUGGUGGAGUUGAAAUACAAGAAUGGACCCCCCAAGGUUUUAAUGCAAGAACCAGAGUCCAUGAAUAUGGAGGUGGUGCUUUUAUUGUGCAUAAUGAUGUGGUAUACUUCUCAAAUUUUGCUGACCAGAGGUUGUACAAACAAACUAGCCCAAGUGAACCCCCUCAACCACUCACUCCAGAGGGCUGUGGUUGGAGAUAUGCUGAUGGGCAGUUUUCUGUGAAACUGAACUGUAUUUUCUGUGUGCGGGAAGACCACAGUGGUGUUGUGAACAAGUCCAGGAAAGAGGCGGAAAAUGCUGUAGUUGUUAUCAAUCUAGAAACACAGGAACAGAAAGUGUUGGCUAGUGGAGCAGACUUCUAUUCCUGUCCCAGAGUGUCACCAGAUGGUACAAAGUUAUGCUGGAUGCAGUGGUUUCAUCCAAACAUGCCGUGGGACAAUACUGAGAUAUGGAUGGCAGACUUAAUCGGAGAUCAAGUAGUUGCUGGCACUGCCAAAAAGGUAGCAGGAGGUGAGGGAAUUAGUGUGAUGUACCCUGGGUGGACAGUGGACAACCAGUUACUGUACCUUGGAGAUCAGACAGAGUGGUGGAACCUUUACACUGUGGUGCCAUCUGGUGAGCAUGUUAACUUGUCCCUGAAGGAAGAGGAAGUGGGGAAUCCUCACUGGACGUUUGCAAGAUAUGCAUAUGCCGUGGAUCCAUGUGGUAGUGGUAAAAUUGCUACUAUCUGUGGAGGGGAGUUGGGCAUCUUAGAUCCAAAAACAAAAACUACAGUGCCUCUGGAUACAGGGUUUAAGAACCAUUCUUAUGUCAACUACCUACAUGAUGGACAUAUUUGUUGUAUUGCGUCCAGCCCAACACAAUUCCCAUGUGUAAUUCGAGUCAAUGCUGAAUCUGGGAAGGUAGACAUAUGUAAGGAGUCUGCAAAGCUCCCUGUGGACCGUGGAUACAUCAGCAUACCAGAAAAAAUUACUUGGCCAACUGCCGGAGGACAGUCAGUAUAUGGAUACUUUUAUCUUCCUAAGAACAAGGACUUUCAAGCACCUCCAAAUAGCUUACCACCACUUUUAGUUCGUGCACAUGGAGGCCCUACUUCCUGUGCCUCCAGUGCCCUGAAUAUGAAGCAGCAGUACUGGACCAGCAGGGGAUUUGCUGUAUUGGACGUAGACUACAGAGGGAGCACUGGCUAUGGGAGAACCUAUAGAGGGCUGCUUAAUGGAAAUUGGGGUGUUUAUGAUGUUGAUGACUGUUGUCAUGGUGCUGAGUACUUGGCUGAUCAGGGAAAAGUUGACAGGAAUAAGCUGUGUAUUGAUGGAGGUUCAGCUGGGGGAUACACCACACUGGCAUGCCUGGCUUUCAGAGAUGUUUUCAAAGCAGGCUGCAGCUUUUAUGGUGUGGCUGAUGUUGCACUGCUUGCUGGAGAAACUCACAAAUUUGAGAGCCGUUAUUUGGACACCUGCAUUGCUCCAUAUACCCCGGAAAACUACCCAAUAUAUGAUUCUAGAUCUCCCAUCAAACAUAUUGAAAAAUUUAACUGUCCAAUUAUAUUCUUUCAAGGAGAUGAAGAUGAGAUUGUUCCACCAAACCAAGCAAAACUUAUGUUUGAUGAAAUCAAAGCCAAAGGCAUCCCUGCAGCACAUGUAUUGUUUGAAGGAGAACAACAUGGUUUCAGAAAGUCUGAAAAUAUAGAGAAAUGCUUAGAUGGGGAGUUCUACUUCUUUGCCAAAGUCUUUGGCUUUGAACCUGCAGACAAAGGAUAUCAGGUGGAGAUUGUAAAUCUUUAAAUACGAUUGCCUCCGAAAUAUCAAGAAAAUGCAAAUGGAUGGGGUAUUCCAGUGCUGCUAAAAGGUUUUUCCAGUCUUGCAGAAGCAAGAUAUGAGUUAAAUUUGUAAUGAUAAUAUUUUGGUGAAAUUAUGAGAUCAACCAACAACAUUUCAGUUAAUUGUUGUUGUCAAAAAAACUUACCAUUCUGGUGACUAGUGCACAUUUACUGAAAAUUUAAAAAUCAAGUGAAUGAAAGAUUAUAUUCAGCUUUGCAAGACAUUAAUAUAAUAUAAUGAUAUAAUACUUAUAUAAUAUGAUUAUGCUUUAGUUUUAUUUUGUAUUUUCCAUUACUAAAAAUCUUGGAUCUAUGUCACGACUGCAAGUCGGUUUUUAGGAAGAUUACGAAAUUAUUUAAAAGACAAAGGGCUGCAAGGAUGACAUCACAAGGCAUCAUAUUUUGGAUAAUACGAAAGUUUUCUGUAAAAUGCUUGAAGAACGCUAGAUUUUCCAGUUCCAUUAUUCUGGGAUUUGCUCAUAUCACAGAUUGAUAAAAUGCUAAUGUAGAUGAACCCAAGGUGUUUUAAAGGGAUAACAACCCUUCCCACGAGAUCCACGUUUCACUGAAAAUAAAUAAUUCUAUUUUACCACCAAAACAGUGUUUAUUGCAAUAAUU
Molecule: messenger RNA, 2697 nt
Organism: Lingula anatina
Lineage: Eukaryota; Metazoa; Brachiopoda; Lingulata; Lingulida; Lingulidae
Biological process (GO): proteolysis
Molecular function (GO): serine-type peptidase activity
Source: RefSeq, a predicted model, not a curated record